Messenger RNA from Orbicella faveolata, 6157 nucleotides. Its product is annotated as myoferlin-like. The record is from RefSeq and is a predicted model, not a curated record. Lineage: Eukaryota; Metazoa; Cnidaria; Anthozoa; Scleractinia; Merulinidae. Gene Ontology annotation, biological process: plasma membrane organization; membrane fusion. Gene Ontology annotation, cellular component: membrane.
AGCCGUUUCGGAUACUAGAAAGAUCGACUGUAAAUUAUGCGGAGUGAACAUAUAUAUUAAUUACUUACAGUGUGUAAUGUUGAUCUUGACUCAGCUGUUUAUAUGAAACAAGGGUAAUUGCUUCUUGACAGAUUCUUAACUGUUCGUUAAAACGAGUUUUUAGGAAUUAUCUCGAAAUCCAAGAAAAACCCAACAGGAGUCUUUCAGGGCCGCGAUCGAGCAGGAAAAACAUGAUAAUUUAAAUCGAGCCUAAAGAACUACUUGAGUACACAAGGAUUCUUCAUUGAAGAACAGCAGACCAGCAAUUUUACGUGGAUUGGUGGGUUUUGUGAGUGUCAUAUGACAGAUUGAGUUCUUUCUUGACUCACACAACAGAAUGUCGCUCAAAGUGACUGUUCACAGCGCCUCAAAUCUACCUAAUGUUGACUUCAGAGGACUGAGCGAUCCUUUUGUGGUUUUAAGUUUUCGAGGUCGUAAGAAGAACACUUCAGUUCAAAAGAACACGCUAAAUCCCAAGUGGGAGGCAAAGGAUGCCACGUGUGAAUGGAGUCUUGGAGCUGUUCAACUUCAACAAGACGAGAAGUUGUCAAUCAAAGUUAAAGACAAUGAGCCAGCGUGGUUCAAAAAGCUUCUUGGGCAAGUCGAAAUUCCUCUACAUGAUCUACGUAAAAACGGCAAGGAAAUUAAGAAACAAUAUUACGAACUGGAAGAUGGCAAACACCGCCCAACCAUCGGAACAGUUUGCCUGGAUAUAGAAUACGUUCCCCCUGGUGGUAGGGACGGAAAAAAUGAAGAUCAAAUAGAUGGUGACGAAACCGAUGGAGAUGAAGAUCAUGAUGACGAUGAGAGUCAGGAUGACGAGGACGAGCAUGAUCAUAACAGGGGCGAAGAAAAACGCAGCAAAAAAGUGAAGAAGAGAACACCCCGCAGACGCAUCGCUAGAAAGUGGAGUGACAAAAUAAAGGACUUUCAGAUUCGAAUCCAUAUCUUUGAAGGACGGCAUUUGCCAGGCACCAAUAUUCACCCCAUGGUGAGAGUAACAGUAGCUGGACAGCAGAAGCAAACAAGCACCAAACAAUCUACAAACAAUCCAAUCUAUAAUGACGAGAUGCUGUCCUUCAAUUUUCGCAAAUCUGAGGCGGAGUUGUUUGAUGAACUCAUUACUCUCGAGGUUUUUAACGCUAGAGGACUUUUUCGAUCCAAUGCAUUAUUAGGCUUUUUUAAGUUUGACGUUGGUUUCGUCCACGAAAGAAAAGGCCAUUCGUUUAUUCGUAAGUGGAUUAUGUUGUCGAAACCAGUUGGAAAGCAACAAAAAGAAAGUGUCAAUCUGGGUACCAAAAACUCUCCGGGAGGUUAUCUUAAAGUUACAGCAGUUGUUCAGGGGUCUGGGGACAAACUACCGGUUGGAAUAGAUGUUCCAAGUGUCGACGAUAAAGAUGAAGACAUUGAAGCGAAUUGCCUAACUCCAGUCGGCGUGCAUCGACAAUCAGCUGUGUUUGUUUUAAAAGUUUACCAAGCGAAAGAUCUUCCACAAAUGGACGCUGGAGUUAUGACGAAGUUCAAGAAGAUUUUCGCUGGACUGCCCUUGUUGUCUAAACGAGCCGAAGAGAUCCCUCAAGCUAAAGAGGACCUUGAAGAGGAGCAAAAUCUUGUGGAUCCAUAUCUUAUUUUUAGCUUUAGUGGCAAUCAGGUGUCCACCGAUAUAGAAUACAAGAACAGCAAUCCAAAGUUCAGACAAGUCUUAAAGAUACCUUUUGUGUUCCCUUCAAUGUGCGAGAGAUUGAAAUUACAAUUGAAGGACUGGGACCAAGGCAAGAAAAACGACUUUAUAGGCACAGCGUACUUGCACCUCUCGGCCAUUUCUGGACAAGGAGGACUGGGAGAAGGAUUCUUGCCUCAGUUUGGACCGUGUUACAUCAAUUUCUACGGCUCUCCGAGAGAAUAUCAGAAAACGACUGACAAAUAUGAGCACCUCAACAAAGGAAUUGGAGAGGGUGUUGCUUAUCGCGGACGUCUUCUCGUCGAAUUGAGGACCGUUCCAACUCAUGGCACAGCUCGCCCUACUCGACACGCAAUGGCUAAACAAGAUGAAAUAAAUGUUGAGCCGUUUAAAAAAUGUUCCAAGUUUACACUGUUCGCGUGUUUCCACGAGGCCACUAUGAUCGCAGUGACUGAUGGAUCGGUGGAGUUCGAAAUCAGUAUGGGCAACAAAGGAACAAGGUUUGAUGAAUCCGUUGCGCCUUCGAAUACCACUCCAUGUAAACCAGUGUACGAUCAUUCGCACUAUCACUACUUACCCUGGGGUGGAGAAAAACCGUGUGUCUGGAUCGAGUGCUCAUGGGAAGACAUAUCCUUUAGAAUAGAACCACUCAACAUCUUGACCAACAUGUGGAAGAAGCUGGAAGUCGAUCUAGAGGAAUUACAGAAGGGAGAAAAGAAAAUGCAAUCAGUCCUGGAAGUGUUUAGUGAAGCGUGCGGGUUGGAGUUAAUUCGUUUUCAAAACGAGACCCUCAAGCUCAAGACCCAAAGCCAAAGAAACUCACUGGACAAAGAAUUACAGAAUCUCAGAAAGACAGAACUGGAAAGUCUGAUGACUGAGGCGAAGAUUUUGAGUAAGAAACCGGAAAACGAACUGAACAUGGAGAGUGUCACCGAAGAAAUUAAGAACUACAUAAAAAGAAUCAGAAGCAUGGCUAUAGAGCCUCAGCUGAGCAUGCCUGACAUUAUACUUUGGAUGAUCAGUGAUAAAAAGCGAGUGGCUUACUGUAGGAUCCCAGCACAUCACGUUCUGUUCUCAGAGAAUGAGGCAGCUUGUGGUAAAUUCUGUGGAAAAACCAUUGAGUUUCGCUUAAAGUACCCUGGACGAGACGCUGAGGAAACCUAUCAUGAAAUUCCUGCGUUAGUUCGCUUGGAGUUGUGGUUAGGCCUAGCAACACAACAACAACACUGGAUUAACAGAGAGAGUGGAGAGUUCAACGUGUACGCAGAAACGUAUGAAAAUGACAUGAGAAAAGAAUCUGCUUGGAGUCCAUCUACAAGUCGAACCUGGCCUCACUACUCUGAUGUAUCUGGCAGUUUGGAGCUGCCAAAGGAUUCUUUCACUGAACCAGAAGGAUGGAAAUUCUCUGGGGACUGGAGGAAUUCUAAAGGAGAUUUAACCACGAUUCGACAGCUUGAAGAAAACCUUACAGAAUUCCUGGAUGAGGUGUACGAACAUGAAGCGAGAAAUUUUCCUGGUCGGGACUGGACACCAGACAAUCCAAGAUAUGUGGAUUCGCAUGGAGAAGAGACAACCCUAACUCCUGACCCACCGACAGGCUGGAUAAAGACGACUGACUGGUCAGUUGACCUGAACUGCGCUGUGGAUGAUGAAGGUUGGCAAUACUCGAAACACCGCUCCUAUUACGAAUACGGUCCUGAAGAAAAAGCGUUUGACAUGAGCAGAAGGAGAAGGCUGAUAAGGCCCAGACGACGCGAUUUAAAAGCUUCUGUUAAACAGGUUCACGAUGAUCCGAAGCCAACUGACGGAUGGGAAUAUGCUCGAUCUUUCCACGACAGUUUUCACCCAGACGAAAGAAGAACGGAUUGUUUAAGGCGAAGAAGGUGGCUUCACAAAAUCGUACCUGAAACUGCUAAGAAAGGAGGCAGUAUCAAAUUUCCUGUUUUUAAGUUAGGAAAGGAGAGUGCUCUUUGUGUUAUUCCAAGGAUGCUCGUGACCUAUCAAAGAGCUAUCAAAUGUCAGCUGUGGGUCUCUAUUUAUCAAGCUCGUGGUCUUAUAGCUCAGGAUGAUAGCGGCAUGAAUGAUCCCUACGUUCGAGUUACGUUCAGCUAUCAAAGUCAGGUCACAGAAACUCUGACUCAGACUCUCUGUCCAACCUGGGACCAAACGCUUAUUUUCAAAGAGAUCGAUAUUUUUGACGACCCCAGAGACCUGGUAGAGAAUCCUCCGAGUGUAGUAAUGGAAGUAUUUGACUACGAUAAGGCUGUGCAUGAUAUCUUGGGGCGAUGUAUUUUCAAACCUAAAGUCCGGAUUGAGGGGAGUAACGGACCUCCUUUCCCAAAACUUGCGUGGCGCAAGCUGCGCCGAGCUCACCAAGAUGCCGGUCAGAUUCUGGUCGAAUGUGAACUAUUUCUGAUCGAAGGGUCACAGCUACCUGCUCUGCCCAAGCCUCGUGGUAGAGUGUACCCAGUUCGUCCUAAAGUGGCUCCUGAAAAGCAAAGAAAAGCUAUCGAGGUCCUUAGCUGGGGAGUGAGAAAUUUGAAAGGCAAUAACCUACUGUUUUGUCCAAAUAUAAGAGUCGAAUUUGAGUGCAACCAAACAAUUUUGAAAUCUGAUGAAGUUAUCAAAGAUAUGGCGAGGUGUCCAAACUUUUCCCGUCCUAUUCUGGAACGAAAAAUCUUGGAACUGCCAGCAAAUGACGAGUAUGCGCCACCGAUCAACAUCCGGGUAUUCGACUCCAUGUUUGGCAAGUCUCCUGUUGGUCUUCAUGAAAUUCAGUCUCUAAAGGAGUUUGAAGUUCAUGGAGCAGAAAGUCAGUCGCAUGCUGAUGAGAUUGAAAGGUUAUCAGCAGUAGGGAAAGGAAAGACGCCAGCGAAAUAUGAACAGGAAACAGCAGCAUUUGAGACUCAGGAAGUGUUCGACUGGUGGUCCAAGUACGACGCGUCUCGGGUUGAAGAGGCAAAGACAACAGAAGACAAGGAAAGAGUGCUGUCUUCAAGAGACAAAAGAAAGCAUAAAGAUCCUAUGACACACGUUGAAAAAUAUUUGGCAAGAGGAUAUGACACGCUUCAAAUCUACCAUUGUAAACUGGAAGAUGUGCCAAGAUUCAAUGGUUUCAACGACUUCGUGACAACUUUCCCCCUCCGAAAAGGGAAGACCAAGUCAAAUAAGAACAGCGAAAUUGAAGUUGGACAAUUUAAGGGUGCAUUUCGUAUAUUUAACGACCCUGAUUCCCGUGACAACACCAUGGCAACAAUGCACUUAAGGUCCAGUGAGCCAAUUGACUGUGUUGUGCGAGUGUACGUUAUUCGUGCAAAUCAUCUUCAGCCUAAAGAUGGAGAUGGUCUUGCCGAUCCAUACUUGAUUGUCUCUCUUGGUGACACAAAAUACGACAGAAAGGACGAACGCAUACCCAAGACGCUUAACCCUAAAUUUGGAAGUAUGUUUAAGUUCAAGGCGAAGAUUCCGCUGGUCAAAGAUUUGAAAAUUCAGGUAAUGGACUAUGACUAUCCAGACCCAGAUGAUCUGAUCGGUGAAACCGUUAUAGACCUGGAGCAGAGACUCUUGUCUAGUUACCAUGCCACUUGCGGACUUCCCAAGACAUAUUUCAUAUCUGGUCCUUAUAAAUGGCGAGACACUCUAACACCUUUUCAGCUUUUGGCUAAACACUGCACCUUUACUGGGAAAGAACUCAGGGCAGGACAGGACACAGGAAAACCAGAGAUUAUCAACAUUGGAGAAACCACCUACUCUCUGAGUGAUUUUGAGAGUGAACCGCCAUCCAACCCAGAGGUUGGAGAUGCACUGCAGCGUCUGGCUCUUUACGUGCUUCACACGCGUGGACUGGUCCCUGAGCACGUGGAAACGAGGCCACUAUUUAGUAAAGUACGGCCAAACAUGGCGCAGGGAAAUCUAGAGAUGUGGGUUGACAUCUUCUCCACAGAAGACGAGGAAUUUACCAAUAGCAAAUACGAGCCCUCGUCUUUUGGUACGGACCAAGCUGAUGGCAGCCAGGUGUUUACUAUCGUCAAACAGUCACCCCAUUCUAGACAGGAAAGACAAGAAGCAGAACGAGUGGAGAAAUAUUCCACAGACGUAGGCCUAAUACUAAAAGAUCCAGUUACCAUUCUUCCUCGACAACCUUCUAAGUGAGUUCACUUUGGUUUUGCAUUAAUGGCCAAGCGAACAUUCUAAUUUAUUAAAGCAAUAAGUAAGAUAAUGAUGUUGCAAACGAUUAAUGCAAGAGAUAUCUUUUAUACCGUUUCAUAGAAUAUACAGUCAAACAGAACUCAGGAAAGCCCGUUACAUGUCGGCUCGACGGUAUUACACUCAACCUUCACUCAACCGCGCACUGCGUUGAUUGUGCUUGCCACUGUAUAGCAUUGCAUAAAAUAAUUAACAAAUAAAGAAGCCUAAGCCGUGUAUAUUACACUGUGA